This is a messenger RNA of Urocitellus parryii (Arctic ground squirrel), 2728 nucleotides long. RefSeq names its product CDC42 effector protein 3 (gene Cdc42ep3). Lineage: Eukaryota; Metazoa; Chordata; Mammalia; Rodentia; Sciuridae. Gene Ontology annotation, biological process: Rho protein signal transduction; positive regulation of pseudopodium assembly; regulation of cell shape. The record is from RefSeq and is a predicted model, not a curated record. Gene Ontology annotation, cellular component: plasma membrane; cytoplasm; cytoskeleton. Gene Ontology annotation, molecular function: small GTPase binding.
CUCUUAUCUACAUGGACUGUUUUGCUUGUUAAAUUUCUAACAUCACUUCAGCAGAGUUUUGUAUUUGACUUCAGGCCUCAUGGCCAUUUGACCCGCCAACUAUUAUUUUCUUUGAGGCUUUUAACACUCCACCCAAGUAUUUUGCUUUCCAGCAGUUGUGUCCGCUUCCUUUUCAACUUCACCUUAUCGUGGGCCGUGGUUUACAACGUUGGCUUAACGUGUACCCUCUAAGGUUUCAGACAGGCCCGGGCCAUCGCGGUGAUGACCUGAAGUUGAUACUGCUUGGGAAAGCCAAAGUCUCCCAGAGGGUCUCAGCUUUGUGCCAGGAUUUCCAUGCAACCUGAGAGUCUCCGGGCUAGGUCCAGACCCAAAGCGUCGUCUCCGGGGAGUCCCAGCCACCUCUCCAAGCCAACCCUAAGGGCUGCGACUUCACAACCGGAAACGCCUCCCUUUCCAGCCUCUGAGUCCUUCCCUAGGCGGACGAAUCGCGGAGGAAAAGACGGAGGCCGAUUAAGAAAAUUAACACUAAUUCACCGGGUUCACCCUCCCGCCCCAGGGCGGAGGGGCGGGACGUGCUGCGCAGGCGGCCCGAAUGACCGACGGGCGCAGGUGUCUCUACAGGCGGAAUUUUACGCUCGCGGCCCCGCAGCUGCGCCACUUGCGCCCCACGGUGCAUCUGGGGCAGACGCCACCCGCCUCCUCAGCUUUAGGUCUCCCCUCGCCCUGGAAGGGAUUGGAUGAUGUAACCCCCUCUCCAGGAAGCCCCACGUGGCCGUGAGCUCAACCAGGUGUCUCGGACCCCAUUUCAUCUCAGAGCCACUUCUGAGCCACUCAAGGAAAAUGAUGUGACAGUUCCUAGCCAGAAGGACUUCGGGGGAACGUUGAACAUCUGUGCAGAGAGUGGCCCCUUUCCCCUUUGGUGAAAUAGACAAUUCUCAAAUUCCAAAAUGCCAGCCAAGACCCCGAUCUACCUUAAAGCUGCCAACAACAAGAAAGGGAAGAAGUUCAAGCUGAGGGACAUCUUGUCUCCUGACAUGAUUAGUCCCCCCCUGGGAGACUUUCGCCACACCAUUCACAUCGGCAAAGAGGGCCAGCACGACGUCUUCGGGGACAUUUCCUUCCUUCAGGGGAACUACGAGCUUCUGCCUGGCAACCAGGAGAAGGCCCGCUCGGGCCAGCUGCCCGCGCACUACGAGUUCCUGCGGGCCAACAGCACCUCGGACUCCGUGUUCUCCGAAACGCCCUCCCCCGUGCUCAAAAACGCCAUCUCCCUCCCCACCAUCGGAGGGUCCCAAGCUCUUAUGUUGCCCUUAUUGUCACCGGUGACAUUUAAUUCCAAACAGGAGUCCUUUGGGCCACCGAAGCUGCCCAGGCUCAGCUGCGAGCCCGUCAUGGAGGAGAAGGCUCAGGAGAAAAGCCAUGUGCUGGAGAAUGGGACCAUCCACCAGGGAGAUGCCUCGUGGGGCUCCAGUGGCUCAGCAUCGCAGUCCAGCCAGGGCAGGGACAGCCACUCCUCCAGCCUGUCCGAACAGUAUGCCGACUGGCCGGCCGAGGACAUGUUUGACCAUCCCUCCCCAUGCGAGCAGGGGAAGGGAAAGACCAAAUCCCAGGAGUCCCUCUCUGACCUCACAGGUUCCCUCCUCUCCCUCCAGCUGGAUCUUGGGCCCUCGCUUUUGGAUGAGGUGCUGAAUGUCAUGGAUAAAAAUAAGUAACAGGAUGCCAGCUCUUUUCCUUUGGGGUAAAAGGUACCAAAAUAAACAAAAAAACAGAAACUCAGCUAACCACAGUUGAAGAGAAGAGCUUCCCUGGCUGUUUUUUUUUGCAGUUACGUGAUGCGUUUUCUAAAAUAAUUGUUCCUACAAAAUAUUUUUUUACCUGUUAUGCCCUGUUUGCAAAAACAGUUUAGAAAAAGCAACAACAAAAACCCUGUCCUGGCAAAAAGAGGAAAUGAGUCAGAACCCAUUUAUGGCGGGCACUGCUGAUUGAUGUUCAGCUAACAUUUUUUUUGGUUUGCAGACGCAUAAGAAAUCUGCCUUGGCCAGGAUUGGCACUAGCUAUGGAGAGCUGAGCAAGUCACACUAAGAAACUUCACAGUACUCCAACAGUUUAUGAGUUAAGAGAAAGUCCAAAUUUUAACACCUAAGCCUUUUUUUCUAGACUCUUUUGUAUAUGAUAUUGUUUGGGCUCAUGAUAGCAAAUUCUCCAGUGUUAAAACUUUUCUCUGUUUUCACAUUUGAGCAAUUUUAUGGGUUUGGGGGAUUUUCUUGUAGUUCUUAUAUAUCCCUUAUAUAUUAUAUCUAUAUUGCAAAAUUUUGACUGUCAGCUACAUGUUGGUAAGACACAAGCAAGGUAUUACUGUAACUAAGUUAUUUUUAAAGUUAAAAUAUAUUUUUAUGUGCCUUUGGCUUUUUAUUGCAGAGUCUACAUUUUAUAGAUAACACAUCAAAUGUCAUUUGACUUGUUUCCAUUAGGGUUCCAUUGUAAGCUGUGUAUGUGUGAGUUUAGACAAGCAUAUUCAUUCUUGGCUUUUUUUUUUUUUUCCUUCGUCUGUUACCAUACUUCUAACAGCAGCCAACAACGGAUUUUAAAGUGUAAAGGCACAGUUACUCAUGAUGCUUCUGCAGAGACUGUGGGCUACACCACGUAAUGCUAUUUGGAAAUAUGAGUAUUUUAGUACAGUACAUACUUGCAUUACUUAGGUACUUCAUACAACACAAUAAAGAGUAAA